AGUUUUCUCGCGAUUAACCCUCGCCAAGAUAUCCAGAAUAUGAGGAUUCUUAUCCGGACCGGCGCUGUUGUUUCCGUGGGUCGUGUUGAUCGCCAUUCCCUCUUGUAAAAUAGUCAAAGUGCUGUUCGAUUCGCCGUUCGUUCCAAUAAAACUUCGCGCGAUGGGUGUGGCAGCUAUGUAUUCGCAUAGUUUUUUGUAGCAAGAUAAUAGUAUUCUGAGUUGUCGCACCUCGGCAAAUUUGUCAUAAUUUUUGCACCAGCUGCAAGAUGGCUUUAGCAGCAUUUUCCCACCAACACAAGUCCGGCAAACAAAAUGUUGACAAUUCGAAUCCGUUGGUCCCCUAGGAUCGUUCAAGAGCGACCCACAAACGCAACAUGACAAAGACUGUCUUAGAUAGGGCAAUAAGCGGUAAAGAUCGCCCCAAGAUUCGCCAUUUUCGAAAUCCGCUUGCAAUAUAUACCUGCAUGUAGACACAUAAAGUGCCGUGGCAUUCAUAUCGAUACUUUGAUGGAAAUAAUUUGAGUUAAAACCCGCGUUAUCGAGCGUUUUUAGCGAGCAAAUCUUGAUCAAGCCAAGAGAAGCGUCACAUACCAGAAAAAAGCUGUAAAUCGAUGUUUACCGGUGCUAUUGACGUCACGAUCUGAACUUUGACCCAGACGACCCUUGGAAAUAAACAAUGGUCGUGUUUAUUUUGCUACAAAUACUAAUGAAAAUGUAAUCAAUAUUUCAAAUAUAUCUAUUCAUAUCGAUUUUGGACAACUUUGUAGUCCUAAAACGUGAAUUUAGGUAGAUAUAUGCUGUUUAGUUAUUUCAACCGGAAGUGAAUAAAUAUGGCCAGUGUUCACGUUUCAAGAAUCUGUUUGGCCGUUAAAAACAGUGUUAUAUUGUCAAGAUGGCCAGCUAUAUCAAGACGUCAGUGCAGUUCUGUGUCUGCGAUGACAGAUGUCAUAGGAAGAAUAGAAGAAAAGAGGCAACAAGCUUUGUUAGGAGGCGGAAAAUAUAGAAUAGAGGCCCAACAUAAAAGAGGGAAAUUGACUGCACGAGAGAGGGUCAAUUUGCUUUUAGAUCCUGGCUCUUUCAUUGAGUAUGAUAUGUUUGCAGAGCAUAGGUGCUCUGAUUUUGGAAUGGACUCUGAUGACAAAAAGUUUCCAGGAGAUGGUGUGGUUACAGGUCAUGGUCUCAUUAAUGGAAGAAUCACCUACAUCUUCAGUCAGGAUUUUACUGUCCAUGGAGGGUCCCUUUCCAGUGCCCAUGCCCAGAAGAUCUGCAAGGUCAUGGACCAAGCCAUGCAGGUGGGGGCUCCGGUCAUCGGUCUCAACGACUCGGGCGGGGCUCGCAUCCAGGAAGGGGUAGAAUCACUGGCUGGUUAUGCUGACAUAUUCCAGAGGAAUGUGAUGGCCUCCGGCGUUGUACCUCAGAUAUCCCUCAUCAUGGGCCCAUGUGCAGGUGGUGCUGUUUACUCUCCUGCAUUAACUGAUUUUACAUUCAUGGUCAAGGAUACAUCAUAUUUAUUCAUUACGGGACCUGAUGUAGUAAAGGAAGUGACGCAAGAAGAAGUCACCUAUGAACAGCUAGGAGGAGCUAAAACACACACAGCAAUCUCAGGUGUAGCACAUGGUGCCUUUGAGAACGACAUAGAUGCAUUGUCUAGAAUGAGACAACUCUUCAGCUACCUUCCACUAAGCAACAGGGACAGUGCUCCUAUCAUAGAAUGUGAAGAUCCAAGGGAUCGUCUUGUACCAAUCUUAGAUAACCUAGUACCUCUAGAAUCCAACAAACCAUACAGUAUGAAAGAUGUAAUUUUUGCAACGGUUGACAAUAGACAGUUCUUUGAGAUCAUGCCAGCCUAUGCAAAGAACAUCAUAGUCGGCUUUGCCAGGAUGAAUGGACGGACAGUGGGCAUCGUGGGUAAUGAACCCAAGGUCGCAUCAGGUUGCCUCGACAUCAAUUCUUCAGUGAAGGGAGCCCGCUUUGUAAGGUUCUGCGAUGCCUUCAAUAUUCCACUGAUCACAUUUGUUGAUGUUCCAGGAUUUUUACCGGGAACAAGUCAGGAAUACGGUGGUAUUAUCAGACAUGGUGCCAAGCUCCUCUAUGCCUAUGCUGAAGCAACUGUACCAAAGAUCACUGUUAUCACUAGGAAGGCGUAUGGUGGUGCAUAUGACGUGAUGAGUUCAAAGCAUUUACGAGGAGACAUCAACUACGCCUGGCCCACUGCUGAAGUAGCAGUUAUGGGAGCAGCUGGGGCAGUAAAGAUCAUCUUCCGAGAUGGCCAAGAGGCAGCUGAGAGAGAGCGGGAGUACAUUGAUAAGUUUGCUAAUCCUUUCCCUGCUGCCACCAGAGGAUUUGUUGAUGACAUCAUUCCUCCAAAUGUGACCCGGAAGCGAAUCUGCCGUGACCUUGACCUGUUAGCCGGUAAACAGCAGAGCAAUCCACCCAAGAAACAUGCCAACAUGCCCCUCUGAUCCGCAGAAGCUUCUAUUAGCAUUUGUUAGAUAGGGUAAACAAUCAAUGGAACUGAAAUAUAUUGGCAAGUCCAGGAUAUGUGGUCAUUUGGUGAGGUGUCAGUGACCGUGUAUUUUGGAAUUCAGGGGAGCAUUUCAUCAACAUUUUGUUGUCUUUGGUUUUGAUCAGCAUAUUAGAAGCACAGGUGUCUGACUGUUUCUAUGGUAACAAUCUGAUAAAACGGGAGCGUUUCAUCAACAUUUUCGUCUGACAAGUUGUCAAAUCCUGAUUUUGGUUGGCUGAAAAGCACUAUGGUAACUGGGAUAAAACAAGAAAUUGUUGGAUGUGCUAUCCAACAAUUUCUUUCAUAAAAAUGAUACUCUCCUCUGAGCACCUUUUCAUUAAUGAUGAUGUCAGAACUGAUUAAAUUAUCAGCUCCUACAAUUUCAGUGAAAUUCUUGGUUUUGAUUGGCCAAGAAGCACUGGCCUCUGACUGUUACUAUGGCAACCAAGGCAACCAACCUUGUCUUUGCUGACAGGUUUCAUGAAAAAUUGACAUGGGCCCCAUAACACGAAUACUAGUGAUUAAUCAUACGCUUGAUUUUCAUGAUUAAUUAUACAGUGUAGUCAAUGCAAUCAGUUGUAAAGAUAUUCUUCUACGAUGAGCUUGGUGUUACUGGCCCCCUGAACAUACCAAAUGUCGGCUAUAUGUGUGUAUUCGUACAAUCCAUGGUGGUUUCAGUUUUGAAGGGCUGUCGAGUUCUCUGAUAAUUUGCUAAGAUGACUAUAUAUUGCUGCAUUUUGGGGAAUAUGAAAAUAAGAUGAAGGAAUUUCCUUUUGUAUUAUUUGGGAAAAGGGAUGGUGUGGGUUGGUAUAAUGAGCCCAAAAAAAUAUAAUGAGAGGGGGAAAGAAGAUAAAUGAGGGUUUGUAUCAAGGGGGGUGGACAGAAGGAGGACCAGAAAUAGAUAUAAGAUCAAAGUGAAUGGAGAAGGGUGACAAGAACAAAAUUAAGAACCCCCUCCUCCCACUCAGGAGAAAAAUAGGAUAAUAAUAAUGCUUAUGUUGAUGAAAAAAAGAAACAUUCAAAAAUGCAAACUCUGUCAAAAGAUUUUAUCAACCUGUCCAUGAUCUGGCAUUUUGUUGCACACUUCAUUCCAGAGGGAAGUACUUGGAUGUAAGGUAAUGUUACGGUUGUGAAUGCCAACUAGGUACAUCUAGCGGAUGUUUGUGCGCUACAGGUAUCGACAGAACUUCAGGUCCAAUCUGGGCAACUUUUUAAUGAGCAUGCAUCAUAAAAUACACAUUUGAUAUUUUUCUGUUACUUUAUGGGUAAGGAAUAAUUACACAAAUGUUUUUGCACCUCAUACAUGUUCACUAGCAAUAAUACUUGCAGAUGAAAAUGCCAUUUGGAGUAUAAAGUUGACUUUUAUUGAGGCCAUUUUUAUUUUGCCUGAAAAGUAAAAAAAAAAUACUUAAAAAAAGACUAUAUUUAGCAAUAAGAGCAGUAUACUAGACUUGAUAAUUAAUAAAAAUACAUCAUUAUCAACAUUUAUUAAGAUCUAUUUAUAAUAGAUCCUUUAGGGUACUGAAUUUUGUAAUGUCAUCUGAUGAUGAAAACCCUUAUCUCUCACAAUUUUGACAAAUGAUACUGAAUCAAUGCAACAAAAUAUGGAAUACUAAAUUGUGUUUGACUGUACAGUGUAAUAAAUUAAAGAUGGCUGAAAGAAUAGUUGUUUUAUACAUUUAUGACAAUGAAAUGCAAACAAUGAUCAUUAAAUUACAUGUGACAUGAAAAGUCAUGAUACAAAUUGUGUGUAAUGGUUACAGAAUAGUUGCACUUACCAUCAUUAUAAAGUUCAAAAGCCCAAAUUUACAGUUGAAGUACAUGUAAGUAAAAUUACAGUUGAUUUCAUUUCUAAUGUUCAAAUUCUCAUAUUUUUUAUAAAUAUAUUUUUUUGGACUUCACUCUGACCACAAGGCUACAGUAAAUCUAAAGUUUGAUUUUAGUAUUCUUAGCAUCACUCCAAGCUUGAAAUUAGAUAAUUUUACUUGUUUGAAUUUUCAUAUUCAAUGCAAAAUAUUAUUUAUUCAAAACUGCAUCACAGUUGGAUCAUAUAAGGGACUUACAGGCAUCCAAAAUGUGUCGUACUGUUUUAUCUAAUUUCUUGCUGGAAUGCUAGUUAAGUUUAUCAUGUGUGCUUCUAUCAUAUGUAUGUAAAGAAAAUCUUUUAAUUUACAUUUUGAUGGCUCAAAAUUUUUUCCUAUGUUGGGUAUGGAGGUAUUAUUUCAUUUUCAAAAUUAAGUGUUCUUUUCACUGAAUUAUUUUGGUGUACUACUGAUAGAUCAAGACAAAAUGUCAUAUAUAGUGGUAAAUUGGUAUUUGUCAUUUCAUUGUUGACAUUCUGUAUUCUGUUCACUGAUUUAUUGAAGUGAAUGACUAGUAGAUUAAGACUAAAUGUCAAAUAUAUAUUGUGUCAAGUUCCAAACUUAUUCAAAGAUUUCUAUGUGGGAAUAAAUUAUUUUAUGACAAAUGUCAA
Messenger RNA from Lytechinus pictus (painted urchin), 4979 nucleotides. Its product is annotated as propionyl-CoA carboxylase beta chain, mitochondrial-like. Gene Ontology annotation, molecular function: propionyl-CoA carboxylase activity. The record is from RefSeq and is a predicted model, not a curated record. Gene Ontology annotation, cellular component: mitochondrion. The transcript has 16 exons. The coding region runs from base 831 to 2462 and encodes 543 amino acids. NCBI's taxonomy places the organism in Eukaryota, Metazoa, Echinodermata, Echinoidea, Temnopleuroida, Toxopneustidae.